CACAGAAAACUCCUGGUGAAGCAACUGAAAUCCACGUGGCGCACUAUUAUAAAGAUGGCGUUUAUUAAAGAGGAGAGUGAAGACAUUAAGAUUGAAGAAACAUUCAGAGUGAAACAAGAAGAUACUGAUGAACAAACAGUUUUCUUUGACUUCAAUUUUGAGGGAAUACCCCGUUCCCUUUCGUAGUGGAACUCAACACUGCAUCUGGAUUGACCCAAUAGAUGGAACGCCAUCAGUGUGACCGUUUUCUGAAGCAUGUGUAUACAUACAACAGUUUCAUUGGCUAAGGACAGUCCAUGAUGUCACUACCGGAGCGCCCACCUGAGGAUGCUGAAAGAGGAGAGUGAAGUACUGAAUGAAAUGGAGGAGAAAGAUUAUUAUAAUUACAUAACUGAAGAAAAAUCUUUCAGUUACUCACAGAUUCACAAUGAAGAUAAGCCUGUUACAUACCCUCAGUGUGGAAAGACUUUUGAUCAAGAUGAAAACAUGAGAAUUCACACUGUAGAGAGUCCUUUCAUCUGCCAUCAGUGUGGAAAAAGUUUCACUCAAAAAGGAAGCCUUAACAGGCACAUGAGAAUUCACAAUGGAGAGAAGCCUUACAUGUGCCCUCUGUGUGGAAAGAGUUUUAAUCAACAUGGAAACCUUGAAGUCCACAUAAGACUUCACACCGGAGACAGGCUUUUUACCUGCCAACAUUGUGGAAAAAGUUUCAACCGAAAGGGAAACCUUAAUUACCACAUGAGAGUUCACACUGGAGAGAGCCCUUUCACCUGCCAACAGUGUGGAACAAAUUUCACUGUAAAGGGAAGCCUUGUUAGGCACAUGAGAAUUCACACCAGAGAGAAGCCCUACACAUGCCCUCAGUGUGGAGAGAGCUUUGAGCAACAUGGAAGCCUUAAAGUCCACAUGAGAAUUCACACUGGAGAGAAGCCUUACACAUGCCCUCAGUGUGGAAAGAGCUUUGAUCAACAUGGAAACCUUAAAGUCCACAUGAGAGUUCACACUGGAGAAAAGCCUUAUACAUGCCCUCAGUGUGGAAAGAGUUUUGAUCAACAUGGGAACCUUAAAGUCCACAUGAGAGUUCACACUGGAGAAAAGCCUUACACAUGCUCUCAGUGUGGAAAGAGUUUCACUCAAAAAGGACACCUUGAAGUCCACAUGAGAAUUCACACUGGAGAGAAGCCUUUUGCCUGCCAAAACUGUGAAAAAAGUUUCAAACGAAAAGGAAUCCUUAACAGGCACAUGAGAAUUCACACUGGAGAGAACAAGUUUCAGUCAGCAUGGAAACCUUAAAGUCCACAUGAGAAUUCACAGUGGAGAGAAGUCUUUUAUAUGUGGUCAGUGUGGAAAGAGUUUCAGAUGUAACGUAACCCUAAGUACCACAUGAGGAUUCACUUUAGAGAGAAUUGUUUUAUUUGUCAUCAGUGUGGUAUAAGUUCCAGACAGGAAACACCUUAGGAAUCAUGUAAAAGAGAAGCUAUAAGCCGUCAUUAAGGAAAGACUCAUUCUAGGAUAAAAUUGCAGUGUUCCUCAGUGUGGCAAGAAUUUUACAAAAUAGAGUAAUUUUAAAAAAAUUGUGCAUUCUGGUGGAAGACAAUUACAUUUUUCUGAAUGUAUUCCAUUUUACAGAUCCACCUGAAAAUUGAUGCAAAUGUGAGACCCUAUUUGUGUUCUUUGUGAUGCCAUUACUCACAAAAAUACACAUUCUUACAGAGUU
This is a messenger RNA of Megalobrama amblycephala (Wuchang bream), 1717 nucleotides long. Its product is annotated as gastrula zinc finger protein XlCGF7.1-like. Gene Ontology annotation, cellular component: nucleus. Bases 328 to 1293 code for a protein of 321 amino acids. Lineage: Eukaryota; Metazoa; Chordata; Actinopteri; Cypriniformes; Xenocyprididae. The transcript has 3 exons. Gene Ontology annotation, molecular function: RNA polymerase II cis-regulatory region sequence-specific DNA binding; DNA-binding transcription factor activity, RNA polymerase II-specific. Gene Ontology annotation, biological process: regulation of transcription by RNA polymerase II. The record is from RefSeq and is a predicted model, not a curated record.